AUGGGCAUUAAAGGACUGCACGGGCUUCUCAAGUCCAUUCAGAAACCAUGCCAUAUUAAGAAUUUCAAUGGGCAAACACUUGGAGUCGAUGCAUAUGGAUGGCUGCAUCGAGGAACCGUUGCUUGUUCAGUUGAUUUGGUCCUGGACAAUCCUACUAGGAAACACAUUGAUUUCGUCCUCAACCGAGUCCGCAUGCUUCUUUUCUUUGGAGUGAAACCCUACCUUGUCUUCGAUGGCGACAAUUUGCCCAGCAAGGCAGCCACCGAACAGGAUCGCUAUCGACGGCGUCAGGAAAGCAAGUCCCUUGGAUUGGAGCUACAGCGGAAAGGGAGAAUGCCAGAAGCUUACCAGGAGUUCCAAAAGGCCGUCGAUGUGACUCCCUACAUGGCUCGCCAGUUAAUUGAGGAACUGAAGCAAAUGAAUGUUCAGUAUGUGGUGGCCCCGUACGAGGCAGAUGCCCAGUUGGUGUACCUGGAGCAACAGGGAGACAUUCAAGGAAUCAUAUCUGAGGACUCGGAUUUGCUUGUCUUUGGAGCAAAGCGGUUGAUUUCCAAAUUGGACCAACACGGGGAAUGCAUUGAGAUAAAUCGCGCCAAUUUUACUGCUUGCCGCGAAGUCAGUCUGGUUGGCUUCAGUGAUCCAGACUUCCGAAACAUGUGCAUUUUGAGCGGUUGUGAUUACUUGACAAAUAUUCCUAAGCUGGGACUGAAGACUGCGUACCGGAUUAUUCGCAAACAUCGGAAUGUUGAAAAAGCCCUGCGUAUGCUCCAGUUCGAGGGCAACUUUCGAGUCCCGGCGGACUACCUGACCAACUUCAAACAGGCAGAGUUGACCUUUCUUUAUCAACGGGUCUUCUGCCGUAAAGCUGGGAAACUAGUGACUUUGACACCACCUGACAAGGAUAUCAAUUUGGCCACGCUGCCGUUUAUUGGCGCCGAUAUGGAGCCGGAAAUUGCCGUCGGAGUUUCUCGUGGCGAUCUGGAUCCAACCACCAAGGAACCAAUCACCCUGAAGCCACUAUUCGCAAACAGAUGGACCCUUGGCAUUAAUCGCCGCCAGACACUAGGUACUUCUUCCGAGUUGAAGCCAAAGAAGUCCAUCAAUUCGUUCUUCACUCCUAAGAGGACACCGCUAGCUGAGCUGGACCCUAACAGCCUAACUCCGUCUCCGAGCCAGCAGCGACUCCUUGAGCGAAAUGCAAACAACAGCUGGCAGGCCAAUACAGCGCCCUUCCGCUCCAACUCGGUCAGGUCCACGCCUCUCAGGGCAUUCUCUGACCAAGGCCUCAGCCCUAUGGUUCGGAGUGUGGAACGCUCGUCUCUUCUGGCGCAAAGUGCAAGAUCGUCGACAUUGCAGUCUACAAAGAGACAGAGGCUCUGCUCUGAGACUGAAGGAGAUUCUCUGCCAGCUUGUUCCCCUGCUCGCAGUCGGUUCUUUGCUCCUACUUCUGACCAAACUAGCCCUAGUGGCCAAAAGCUCUCCAGGUCAAAACGGUCACGAAAGUCUGUGAUCGGUGUCUUCUCUGAUGAAGUCGCCGAAGACAUAAUGUCCAGCAUCCCCGAUCCCAGUACCACACCUGGUGAAGUUGAAAUCCCUUUCAAGCCUACUUCCAACGAAGUCCGAGUGACUGAGGACCUUGAAAUAUCUCGGAAUAGCCCCAGAGAUACAACACCGAAUUCCCCCGGUUUCAGGCAGGCUCUUGACUAUCACGUUGACCGGCAAAACUCGAAUGUACUUUCCAAGUUUACUUUUCAAGCGGGGCAAAAGCCCGAAACAACCGCAGCUAGCUCUAUCAUCACUAAGGUUCCUGCGAUCCAGACUUCUCAUAGACCUUCAACACCCUCGACCCCCAGAAGCCCAGCUGCGGUCGCACGAAGCAACGUUUUUCAGCGACGCCUCACACCGCUCCAGCGGAUGGGACAGUCCGCUCUCAGUCGAUCUAACAGCAUCAACAUUCCUACUAAACUCCGGAAUGCCGAACCUGCUGAACCUCGGACUGAAGCCUCUUCUCCUGCCAUACAUAAGGGGUCCUCUUUUGCAGGAACUCAAGGCAGCGAAGAUCUCAUUGUCCCAGACAGUGAGGACGAAGAGGACGAGGAUGAGCCUAGCACAGGGCCCUCAACCACUCUUGAUCUGAAACGCUUUUCUUUUGGCGCAAACUAG
This is a messenger RNA of Penicillium mononematosum, 2163 nucleotides long. Its product is annotated as putative exonuclease. Lineage: Eukaryota; Fungi; Ascomycota; Eurotiomycetes; Eurotiales; Aspergillaceae. Gene Ontology annotation, molecular function: metal ion binding; 5'-flap endonuclease activity; 5'-3' DNA exonuclease activity. Gene Ontology annotation, biological process: DNA double-strand break processing; DNA recombination; mismatch repair. The transcript has 4 exons. Gene Ontology annotation, cellular component: nucleus. The coding region runs from base 1 to 2163 and encodes 720 amino acids. The record is from RefSeq and is a predicted model, not a curated record.